Molecule: messenger RNA, 1418 nt
Organism: Aptenodytes forsteri (emperor penguin)
Lineage: Eukaryota; Metazoa; Chordata; Aves; Sphenisciformes; Spheniscidae
Gene: ANKRD49
Product: ankyrin repeat domain 49
Exons: 2
Coding region: 195-911 (238 amino acids)
Molecular function (GO): protein binding
Source: RefSeq, a predicted model, not a curated record
GGGGAUUCUGGCAGAGCUGGCAAAGCCCGAUUUAGCGGAGAAACGUUGAGUUUGCUCUCGAGUUUUGCUGUUCGUGGCGCUGCUGAUGUCUGCGUCAUCCAUCGGGUGUUUUUGUUGGCAAUUAGUGCACAGAUAACAGUAAAAGUUAUUAUAAAUAUCGUUGUAUAUCUGCUACUGACAGAUGCUAACUGAAAAUGAGUAAAGACAAACAAAUCGAUGAAGAAGAUGAUGACAGCGAGCAGUUCGAAGACUUUAUGGAGAAUUUUAACCAACUUGAACUGCUGGAGACACACAGGCAUUUGAUUCCUGUAGGAACUCAGAGCUGCUGGUCAGGACAGUCUGAUGAUGACGAUGAUGAACAAGAAAGAAGUGAGGAAUGGUACGAAAUGCAAGAAAAAAAAAUGGAAAAAAAUCCAGAGAAAUUGCUACUCUGGGCAGCUGAAAACAAUCGGCUGAGUACAGUGAAGAGGCUCCUUUCCGAAAAGCUGGCUCCAGUUAAUGCUCGUGAUGAAGAUGAGUACACUCCUCUCCACCGAGCUGCCUACAGCGGGCACUUGGACAUUGCACAUGAAUUGGUUGCCCAAGGGGCAGACGUUCACGCGCAGACAGUGGAUGGCUGGACGCCUCUGCACAGCGCCUGUAAGUGGAACAAUACCAAAAUGGCCGCGUUCUUACUUCAGCAGGGUGCAGACAUCAACGCGCAGACAAAUGGCUUGCUGACACCGUUGCAUAUUGCUGCAGGAAACAAAAACAGUAGAGAAACCCUUGAACUCUUGCUGAUGAAUCGCUACGUGAAACCAGACCUGAAAAACAACUUGGAUGAAACGGCCCUUGACAUUGCUAGGAGGACUGAUAUAUAUCACUACCUUUUUGAAAUAGUAGAAGACUGCAUAAAUGCUGUGUCCCCUUAAAAGUUGUGGUUAAGCUUGUGAAUGUGAGGUUUGCUGCCCCUCCUUUGUGUUCUGCAUGCUCAUCAGUGGUGGUCGGUCCCUUUGCAACAAGGUUUUCAUUUAAGAUACUUUAGUAUUCUCCUCAGGCAAAACGUCACUUCUUGCAACUCAGCUCAGUGGUCUCGCUCAUACUUUGAAGCGUUACUGCUGUUACGCAAGGUAUUCAGAAAGUCUCGGUAAUUUCAGUGAGUCUCCAUUUAAUUAGUGCAAAUUUGGAGGGGCUUUUGUAAUUGCUCUGCACUGUCAAAGCAGGAGGGAAAACUGGAAUAUUUACUUGAUGUGAAAGAGUUCUGGCUUGGUUAUGCAGAGUUUAUUACAGCUCACUUGAAAAUUAUUUUUUGAGAAAUUUAACUUUUUUUAAAACUGCAUGAAAGCUCAGAAUGAAUGUAACUUAUUUGGGUGAUACACAAAAUGUUUAGUGAUCCUGGUGUAAGGCUUAUUAUAAAAUAAAAUAUUUAACCCUAAGUA